This is a messenger RNA of Lactuca virosa, 1480 nucleotides long. Lineage: Eukaryota; Viridiplantae; Streptophyta; Magnoliopsida; Asterales; Asteraceae. The record is from the annotation of a GenBank genome assembly.
CCUUUUGAUAUAUCUUUUUGAGGAAAAACGGUUUCUAGAGGAAAAGGAAAACCCUUUCCUCUUGCUCGGAACUCAUAUUCUGAGACCCACAUCACAAGCGUAUAAAGCCAGUGCUACAAGCAGAAAAUAUAUGCAGCAGCAAUAACAACCAUGUCCAUGUGGUCUAGUAGCUCCUCGUUUUUCUACAAACGCCAUUCUUUCAACCCCAAUUUCUUUUCAAGUCGCAUCAUCAAACCUGUUAUUGGCACUAGGUUUGUCAAGUGCUCGUCUUCUGAUAAUGCCAACGAUAUCCAUGAAUUGUUAAAGAUCCUUCCACACGAUUUGCGUGACAACCUUGUGAUGGAAUCUAAAAAAGAUCAACUGUUGGAGGUAAUAUUGGAUCUAGGUCGGUUGCCACAAGCAUGCUUCCUCGGUGAUUCAGGUCGGAGAUACAUAAGAGAUACCGAGAUAUCAAUGGAAGAGCUAGAGUUUGCUGAAAAUGCGAUUGGAGAAAUUGGAGGGGAUAACAGAGGUGGUAUCAGUGGCACCCUGCACCGCAUAUCUGCAGUGAGGAGUAGAAAAGGGGUUGUGGUUGGGUUGACUUGUCGAGUUGGCAGGGCAGUUAAGGGAAUCGUUGACAUAGUGCGGGAUCUGCUUGAGUUUGGAGAAAGUAUCUUGUUUAUUGGAAGGCCUGGUGUAGGGAAGACUACUGUUAUGCGAGAGAUAUCUCGAGUUCUUUCAGAUGAGCUACAUAAACGAGUGGUGGUUGUGGAUACGAGCAAUGAAAUAGGAGGUGGUGGGGAUAUACCACAUCCAGCAAUAGGCAGUGCAAGAAGAAUGCAGGUUUCUAAAGCCUCAAUGCAACACAAAGUCAUGAUCGAAGCAGUUGAGAAUCACAUGCCUCAAGUCAUCAUUAUUGAUGAAAUCAGCACAAGGGCUGAAGUUAUUGCUUGUCAAUCCAUUGCUAAAAGAGGAGUCAUGCUUAUUGGUAGUGCCCAUGGUGAUCGAUUGGAAAAUAUAAUAAGGAAUCCUGUUUUGUCUCCUUUGGCUGGGGGAAUACAAUCUGUUACUUUAGGGGAUCAACAAGCCCAACAAACAGAUGGAAGGAAAAGUGUGAGUCAGAGGGCUGGACCUCCUACCUUUCCCUUUAUGAUUGAAAUCAGAGAUAGACACUGUUGGGUUAUUCACAAGACAGAAAGAAGUGUGGAUGCGUUGCUUCGAGGGAAAAAGCCUCGGGUGGAGAUUCGGAAGCAGAACAAAGAAAUGAAAGUUAUUAUAGAAAAAUGUAAAAUCAAGAAUUAAAACGGCAACAUGAUCUGGUUGAUAAAUGGUGUUUUCUUUUUACACGACUUUCGUCUGAUAAGAACAAUCAAUCUUGAUAGAACGUUGUAUUUGUAUAUCUUGAUAAUAACGAUUACAUCUAGUAUAUAUAAGUUAUAUAUUUACACUUUGUAUCCUCUAACUACUAGCUAUACAAUAAACUGUCUAGCUAAGGCCGGGU